Girardinichthys multiradiatus is the source of this 2190-nucleotide messenger RNA. RefSeq names its product elongator acetyltransferase complex subunit 4 (gene elp4). NCBI's taxonomy places the organism in Eukaryota, Metazoa, Chordata, Actinopteri, Cyprinodontiformes, Goodeidae. Gene Ontology annotation, biological process: tRNA wobble uridine modification. The coding region runs from base 33 to 1238 and encodes 401 amino acids. The record is from RefSeq and is a predicted model, not a curated record. The transcript has 10 exons. Gene Ontology annotation, cellular component: transcription elongation factor complex; elongator holoenzyme complex; cytoplasm.
UGUACCACAACAUUGACGUCAUUGUAAGCAACAUGGCAGCUCCCAUGAACACUGUGGGUAAAACCCCAGCUGAACGUUUACCGGUUUAUAGUACGAGCUUUCAGAAGAAAACAAGGAGUAAACUGAUCUCCAUACCCGGAACCAGACCUUCGGUCCAAAAUGGACAGCUCCUAGUUUCGACCGGUGUCACGUCGUUGGACUAUCUGCUCGGUGGUGGAUUAGCAGUUGGCACAGUGCUUCUCAUUGAGGAGGACCGAUAUGACAGCUACUCCCGCAUGAUCUUGAAGUACUUCCUGGCAGAAGGAGUGGUGUGUCGGCAUGAACUUUUUGUGGCAACAGCUCAAGAUACUCCUGAUGACAUCCUACAGGAGCUUCCUGCCCCCAUCUUGGAUGAUAUUGCUGUUCCCAAACCUGUGGAGCAUUCCCGGUUGACUGGUGAGCUUCAGGAGAGUUUGGAUGCCAUGAAGAUUGCCUGGCGCUAUCAGAAUCUUCCUAAAGUGCAGAGUGCUUUGGCGUCUUCCUCUCGAUUCGGACACUACUAUGAUGUCUCGAAGACGAUGGAGGUGGAAAUUCGCCAAGCGACCAAGUGCCACCUCUUCUACCUUCCAGAUCACGUCACCCCGCCAUCAACGGCACACAGAGUUGAGUCCUACUCUGCCUUACUGAGGUCACUGCAAGAGGUCAUACACAGAGAGGGCUUUGAUUUGGCAGCCCCCAUGUUCUCACAGUCAAAGUCACGUAACAUCCUGCGUGUGGGGCUUCACUCUCUGGGCUCAGUUCUGUGGGGGGAUGACCUGUGUUGCCAUGACAAACCUAGACACAGCCACGCCCUGACUACCUUUCUGUAUGGGCUCCGUGCGUUGCUGAGGUCGUCACUGUCGGUUGCUGUAGUAACUAUACCUUCUCAUCUCAUCCAGGACAGAGCUCUAAUGGGCAGCAUAACUCGGCUGUGUGACAAUGCCAUCGCCCUGGAAUCAUUCAAAGGCUCUGAGAGAGAGACCAACCCUCUUUACAAAGACUACCAUGGCCUGCUAUAUGUACGCCAGGUACCUCACCUGAACUGUCUGGCGAGCCAACUUCCUGACCACAAGGACCUGGCCUUUAAGCUCAAGAGGAAACAGUUUAGUAUUGAGCGAUUGCAUUUGCCUCCGGACUUAUCCGAGACGGUGAGUCGUGUCAGCAGGGGGGAUCUUGCAGGAGUGGCUUCUGCAUGUGGCUCCAAAAAUCUAGACUUCUGACUUCAGGAAACCAAUUGGAUUGCUGGAAUUGGAAUGCUGUGGCCGUUGCCCUCUUUGCUGUGGCGACCAGGGUGUUGCGUCGUUCAGGUGAUGUCAACUGCGACAUGACAGCCAGCUGUUUCCACCUGCCAAUCAACCCAUUCAGGGGUGAAGAUCUAAAGAUCCACAACACCUCUGCUCAUAACAAACACAUUUAUUAUUAGCAUUUAUGUUUUGUAUGGAAAAAUAUGAAAUUGACAUAAUUUUGUUUAUACAUUGUCUAGUGAUCUUCAAAACUGUCAUAAAAACUUGCAUUACAAGACAAGUUAGUUUCUUUUUCACUCUUGUUACCCACACAAAAAGCUAAUUUCUUAACCUAAUUAGAUUCCAGGUAGAAGAAUUAUUUAAGAUUUGGUACGUUUAAUUUAUUUGUGUUUGUCUCUGCCUCCAGUGUAAUCAUGAAAUAUUACAGCCGUUACGGAUUCUCCGUCUUGGCAAACAUUGAAUAAUUUAUCUUUGUUCUUGGCUUUUUUUUACAAACAAGAGGCAUCCGCUGCGCUGCUCCACCAUUUACAUCAUUCAGCAAAUACAAUUUAUGUUUCGGGACGUUACAGUGUGGCCCUGUGAAAUUAAUUAAAGAAGAGAACAACUGUACAAAACCCAACACGUUCUCUCUACUUGAAUUUUAGUUCAGCUCUGAGGAGGAUCCUGAAUGGCAGCUCUCUGAUCUGCCUGACUGGUUGUAGGUUCAUAUAGAAAUUUCUCAGUGUGAUCCACACCGCUUUGAUGAGGGGAAUCUAUGUCCACCUAGCAGAGCAAAAUAAAAAACACCUGAAUGUGGGCAGAGGGAAUAGGAAAAGCUGGGUUUGGGUUUAGGCUUCACACCUGAUCAGCUGUGUUUACUGGAGGAACUGCUUUGUGAUGACAACUGUUACAUGGAGUAAAAAAAAAUGAAUCAACAUGAAAAAUUAAA